This is a messenger RNA of Alternaria rosae, 905 nucleotides long. RefSeq lists its product as uncharacterized. NCBI's taxonomy places the organism in Eukaryota, Fungi, Ascomycota, Dothideomycetes, Pleosporales, Pleosporaceae. The record is from RefSeq and is a predicted model, not a curated record. The transcript has 3 exons. The coding region runs from base 351 to 644 and encodes 97 amino acids.
GGGCAGGUCUGCGUACGCCCCCGUGACCGUUGAACGCACGUUCUCCGUCAAUGAUGUGAUGUGAUGCAAAUGUCGAUCUUUCUGCGUAGCGUUGGCUGACGGCAGGAGCGUUGCGCGUCUUUGCGCAACUUCCAGGUGAGGGGCACCGCAGGGAUGCAGGUGAGGAUGGCGCAAGUGGCUACGUCAUAAGGACAGAGUGGUCAACCACAUAUCAGAACAUCAAGCUGGUCGAAGUAAACACAUUACACCUCGCUCUCAACACUUUGCACUUACGACUUCCUGACUUGAAACUUCAGACAUCCUCAUAUCACGAUCCAGCCCAAAGUACGAGCGUAUCGCACGAAGCAACCAUGUCCGACCAGAACAACCAACAAAAGGGCUUCUUCGGCACCGCUGCCAGCGGUCUUGGAAAUACCCUAGGCGCAGCAACAAACACCGUCGGCAAGGGCGUCCAAGGCGUCACUGACGCUACCGGCAAUGUCGUCGCGGCUGGUGGAAAGGGACUCGGUGAUGCUGUCACGGGGAUUACGCAGGGGGCUGGGGAUACUACCAAAGCGGCGGGCAACUUCGUUGGCGAUACCACCAAGGCGGGCGGCAGGAGCGUAGGUAUCGAGCAGAAGGAUAACCAGACUGGUGGACAGUAGGGGGAUGGGGAAGCCUCACGGUGAUGGCGGAGUUGACGGGCAUGAAGGAGAAGAAAGCCAACGAGUUUUGUUGCGGCCGGUAUCAUGCCGAUGAACAAUGAAAGUAUAUGAACACGAAAAGUAUAUCUAUGUAGAUUCGUGAUGCGCCAGUGCAUGCGGACUCUUUGGGCGUAACAUGAUCUUACAUCACUAGACUGAUCACCCACGCUAGCUCGAGUGCCGUGCGCGUUGAGGGGUAUAAAUACCGCCUUUCCUCUUUCC